CAUUUAUUUGCAAUCUUUACAUAGUCGAGUCGCUUUCGUCGCGAUCCGGUACCAAGAUGGGUCGCGGAAAAACGCGCCCGUCUGUCGCGUCCACCCUGUAGGUUUCGUUAUUCACCUGCGUGUACCCGUGAAUCGUCCGUUAUCUUAUCGGGUUCGGGCCAAUUCGAUAAAGAAACCCGGGCUUGCGUGGAGGACAUCUUUUAGUGUCGCGCUGGCCGGAUUGUGUCGACUGCCUCCCGAGUGAAUUUCCACGGAUCGUCGAGAACUCGCACGCCAUGAAAGUUAUCGUACGAACGCCUCACCACGAGUCGGAACUGGAGGCCGUGCCCAAGACCACCGGCCGGGAGGUAUUCCAGACCAUGUGCAGGUCGCUCGGUAUACAGGAGAGCUGGUAUUUCGGCCUGAUGUACAGGGGAGCCGACAACGAGGAGAUCUGGAUCGACAAGUCGAAAAAGACGCUCAAAGACCUCCAAAAAGUGCUCGCGAACUUUCACUUCCGAGUCAAGUACUACCCGGAAGAAGUGGCGGAGGAGCUGAUCGAAAACAUCACCAUCGAAUAUUUUUUCCUGCAAGUCAAAUCCGCCAUCCUCAAAGAUGAAAUCUACUGUCCUGCGGACACUUGCGUCCUCCUCGCGUCGUACUCCCUCCAAGCGAAAUACGGAGACUACAACAAGGAUGAGAUCAACGAGGACGCUGUCAAAAAACAAACCCUUCUCCCUGAACGGGUGAUAAAACAGCACAAGCUAGAGGCCGGCGAAUGGGAAAAGAACAUCGUCAGUAUGUGGGAAAAACACCGCGGCAUGGACAAGGAAGACACGAUGCUGGAGUAUCUGAAACUGGCCCAAAACCUGGAAAUGUACGGGGUGUCGUAUUUUCCUAUCAAAAACAAAAAGGGUACCGACGUGCUGUUAGGCGUCACAGCGUUGGGUCUGAACAUUUACAAGCCCGAGGACAGGCUGAACCCUACCGUUUCGUUUCCCUGGUCGGAAAUUAAAAACCUCAAGUACAAGGGUAUCAAGUUCGUGAUCAAGCCGAGCGACAAGAACGCGAAGGACUUCGUAAUAUUCACGUCGGGCGAGAAAAUCAGCAAGCACAUCCUCCAACUCGGCGUAGGCAACCACGAGCUGUACGUGAGGAGGAGGAAACCGGACACUCCGGAGGUGGCGAAAAUGAAGGAGAAAGCCAACGAGAUGAGAAAAAAUAAACUCGUUAUUAGGCAAAAAUACAACACCGAGCGGAUAGCCAGAGAGGAAGCGGAAAGAAGGGAGACCAUGUACAAGCAGCAGCUCGAGCAGAUGCGAGCAGAGAUGGAGAGGAAGCAAGCUAACCUGUUGGAAGCCGAAAGAACGAUCAGGAGACUUCAGGAGCAGCUCGACGACCUAAAACGGUCGAAAGAAGAGUUGGAACAGCAGCGAGGCGAACUGCAGCAAAUGAUGGAGCGCCUGGAGCAGAGCAAGCACCUGGAGGAGGAGGAGAAGCAGAAGCUUGAAGAGGAGAUUCGGGCGAAGCACGAGGAGGUGCGGCGAAUCAACGAAGAGGUGCAAAGAAAAGACGAAGAGACGAGACGACUGCAGGAGGAGGUCGAGGAGGCGCGUCUCAGAGAAGAGGAGUUCCGCAGGCAGCAGGAAGAGGAGGCGCGCAGACGCGAGGAAGAAGAACGCAGGCGGGAGGAGGAACGUCGCCAGCGCGAGAUCGAGGAGGCCAACAGAACCGAGCACGAGCUCGAAACCUUGCCGGAUGACGCGAACACCACGUUGCCGGAGGUGGUACAGGUUAACGAAUCCCUGAAGGAACAGUUAAAGAAUUUGCAAAAUCAACUAAACGAAACGAGAACCAGCGACGAGUCUAAUCUAGAUAGGAUCCAUAGGAUCAAUUUAUUGGAGGGGAGGGAUAAAUACAAGACUUUGGCGGAUAUCCGUAGAGGGAACACGUUACGACGCGUCGAGAUGUUUGAGAAUAUGUAAUAUGCGUAUAUUCCAGUACUACGAUACGCGUCUAUUCGUUGCAAAAGAUGAUAUACAGGUGACAUUUGCUCCAAGUGACACUUUGGGUUUGUAAAUAAUAACGUUUCUUAAUUAGUUUGUCCUCUAUCGAAAAAAAAAUAGAUUGUGUAAAUGGAAGGCGCGUGACGUAGUGACUCCCAUCGAUUGUUUUGUUGCGUAACUUAUUUUAUUUGAUAUUGAAGAUUAAACUUAUAAAUAUUUUCACGAG
This is a messenger RNA of Cylas formicarius (sweet potato weevil), 2211 nucleotides long. RefSeq names its product moesin/ezrin/radixin homolog 1-like. The transcript has 7 exons. The record is from RefSeq and is a predicted model, not a curated record. Gene Ontology annotation, molecular function: cell adhesion molecule binding; actin binding. Bases 276 to 1964 code for a protein of 562 amino acids. Gene Ontology annotation, cellular component: plasma membrane; adherens junction; filopodium. Gene Ontology annotation, biological process: regulation of organelle assembly; positive regulation of early endosome to late endosome transport; regulation of cell shape. Lineage: Eukaryota; Metazoa; Arthropoda; Insecta; Coleoptera; Brentidae.